Juglans regia (Persian walnut) is the source of this 2501-nucleotide messenger RNA. RefSeq lists its product as uncharacterized. The transcript has 9 exons. Gene Ontology annotation, cellular component: mitochondrial inner membrane. The record is from RefSeq and is a predicted model, not a curated record. Bases 1 to 2100 code for a protein of 699 amino acids. Lineage: Eukaryota; Viridiplantae; Streptophyta; Magnoliopsida; Fagales; Juglandaceae. Gene Ontology annotation, molecular function: S-adenosyl-L-methionine transmembrane transporter activity.
AUGAUGCAAUUUAUUAAUUUUGUGUUGCAGUUACUUCUUUCAAGGUCUCUCCCAGUUGAGGGGGCAUCCUUUGAGCUUCCUGAUUAUGUUCAUGAAGAAUAUGCCCCUGCCCCCUGUGAUAAGAAAAAUAAUCUGAACAAUCAAGCAUCUGAACCCAAGUCUGUGGUAACUACAACUCAGCUCAUCUCAGCAGUUGGUCAGAUAUGGGACUGUGCAAGUCGUCCUCUUGAUGUUCUCCAAGCUAAGAAAAUUUUUUAUUACAAUGACAGAAACUUUGAACGAGAGAAAAUAUUGGGUCAUCUGGGUGUGGAAGGAAAUGGAAAGGUACGAACUUCAGCUGAUGGUGAUUGUUUUUGUGUUGAGAUAACAACUGCUGGCAAUAUCUCACCUUUGGUACAGCCAAACCUAGACUGUUUUAAAGCAACCCAGAAGAUGUCAGCAUUCGAAAGCUGUAGCAAAAAUUACACUCACUCAUUAUUCAGGAGUUUACUACGAGGUCAUAACAACACGUCUAAUGAAUUUUGGAAGGAAAAGGGGCUUUCAAGUGUAAAGAUCUCAUAUGAGUUGGGAAAUAUAUAUGGAUGGAUGAGUGAAACCAUUCCUGUUGGACUAAAGUAUCGCAUAAAACUCACUGAAACUGAGAACAAGAAAACUAGUGGGAGUUGCAUUUCAAGAGAAAUGGGUUGUCCUACAAACUUGGCCAACUGUGAUUCUGACUUAACCAAAUGUAAUGAUUCAUCAUCACCUAAUACUGUAGAUUUGGCAGUAAAUGCCACAGAAAUGUCCACUCUGUAUAAAGAUUAUUUCCUUCAGUCAAUCCAGGAUAGUCGGGCAGAUAUUUGUGUUUCACGGAGCCCGGGUUCUAGUAUAUAUACAGACUAUCAUAUGUCAGAUAUUGGUGUUUCUGAGAUAAAAACUACCUCUUUAGCUUUGUGUAAUAGUGCAUUUAGAGAAUUCCAACGUCAGACUGAUGCGAAUGGACUGCCUGAGAACAACACAAAACAACCCCAAAAGUCUGUUAUUGAGGAUGAAUUCAAAAUGGAAGUUCAACCUUCAGCACCAGAAAAACCUCAUUAUGCCCGUGCGAAGCAAGAGCAUGCCUUCGCAGGGGCAUUGGCUGGUAUAUUUGUAAGCCUUUGUUUACAUCCUGUUGACACAGUUAAGACAGUUGUUCAGUCAUGCCGUGCAGAGCAGAAGUCUAUCUGUUACAUUGGAAAGUCGAUUGUUUCUGAUAGAGGUUUGACUGGACUUUAUCGUGGAAUUGCUACCAAUAUUACUUCUUCAGCUCCGAUUUCUGCAGUUUACACUUACACAUACGAAUCAGUUAAAGGAGCUUUGCUUCCUCUUUUCCCAAAGGAGUAUUACUCUAUUGCCCAUUGUAUGGCAGGUGGUUGUGCAAGCAUUGCUACUUCAUUCAUUUUUACUCCUAGCGAGCGUAUAAAACAGCAGAUGCAAGUUGGUUCACACUAUCAGAACUGCUGGAAUGCAUUGCUUGGAAUUAUUGGAAAGGGUGGUUUACGUUCAUUGUAUGCUGGGUGGGGAGCAGUACUCUGCAGGAAUGUUCCUCACUCAAUAAUCAAGUUCUACACAUAUGAAAGCUUGAAGCAAGUGAUGAUGUUGUCAUCAAUAGAAUCUACUGCUCCAGUCAGCACAUUGCAGACGGAUAUCUUAAGAUGUUUUCUUCCAUCCUCUCAGUUAGUUUGUGGAGGACUAGCUGGAUCCACUGCUGCUUUGUUCACAACUCCUUUUGAUGUGGUGAAGACGAGAUUACAGACACAGAUUCCAGGAUCUAUGAACCAAUAUGACAGUGUAUUUCACACCCUUCGAGAAAUAGGCAAAAAUGAAGGUUUGCGAGGCCUCUACAGGGGAUUGACUCCAAGAUUGGUCAUGUAUAUGUCUCAAGGAGCAAUCUUCUUUGGGUCGUAUGAAUUCUUCAAGAGAUUAUUUUGUUUAGAGGUGCCACAACAUAAUGCUCAAAGAACCCAAUACAAACAAAGCACAGAAGACGGUGCAUCGUUGCAAUUACCGAUCCUCUUGCCAUCAUCAUCCACACCAUCAACAUCCUCAUCACCAUCAAGACUACAGGGUCUUCAUUCAUGAUGAUUCUAGAGCCUGUGCAAUAGAGGUGUUCUUUAUGGAGACAACAUCCACACAAUUUUGUUCUUAAUUAUAGGUGUGGUAAACGCAAUAAAGGAAAUCCAGAUCUACAACUUAUUUGAGAAAAUUUCUGGAAGCAUUGGUUGGAAAUUGUUGUUUUUUUUUUUUUCUAUUGAAAAUUUAACCAGGAAGUAGGAUGCAGAAAUCUGAUUUUGUCAUUGGUUGUGUAACUUUGUAAUAAAAGACGAAAUGGGUUGUCUGUCUGGCAGAGUUCCUUAUUGUUCAGUAUAAGUAGUGUAUCAUUCUUGGAAAUGUAACAUAGCACAGAUGUGAGCCCACUUUCUGUACAUCAGAGCAUUGUAGAAGUUUAUGUCAAUAAAGUAGCAAUGUUUAUGUGGUGCAAA